Neltuma alba is the source of this 3351-nucleotide messenger RNA. RefSeq names its product formin-like protein 1. Gene Ontology annotation, molecular function: actin filament binding. Bases 1 to 3177 code for a protein of 1058 amino acids. The transcript has 5 exons. The record is from RefSeq and is a predicted model, not a curated record. Lineage: Eukaryota; Viridiplantae; Streptophyta; Magnoliopsida; Fabales; Fabaceae. Gene Ontology annotation, biological process: actin cytoskeleton organization; actin nucleation.
AUGCAGAGCCACCCAGAGAGAGAGCUUCAGAGUACUGCUCCCCGCCACAAUGCACCCAUCCUUCUUCUUCAUCCUCUUCCUUUCCUUCUUUUCCUCUACACCCUUUGUUUCUUCUUCCGCUCGCCGGAGCCUCCACGAGCCUUUCGGCCAUUGGACAACCAGUCUCCUCCUUCCACCCCUCUUCCUUCUCCGCCUCCUUCUUCAGCUUCAGCCCCAGAAACUCCCAAGUUACCAUCUUCCACAAAUACCCCUGACCCUCCUCCUUUUUUCCCCUCAUAUCCUGCUUCUCCUCCUCCUCCUCCACCUCCGGUUGCUACCUUCAUUUCUUACCCGGCUAACAUUUCCUCUCUUGCUAUCCCUCAAACUCCCAGACAGAAACCAAACUCUUCCGCCAAGCUCGUCGGAGUCACAGUUGCUGCCAUUCUCUCCGCCGUUGCCUUCGUUGGGGUUUCUGCCUUUGUCUAUUGCCGGUGGCGAGGACGGAGGCGGUAUUCUGAUGAUGAGAAGGUUAUCAGAUCCGAGAGUAAUCUCAGGUUGUUCUCUGAUAAUGUGGAAACCGGCAAUACCAGUCGUAAGGUCCGGCAUACUUCUUCCGCGAGCUCUGAGUUUCUUUAUCUUGGUACUGUUGUCGAUUCGCGCGGCAUCGGCGACGAUCGUGGCCUUGCUGAUUCUCGAGGUAAUGAUAAUGGCGGCGGCGGUAAUCUGGACCCUCGCAGAAUGGACUCUCCGGAGCUUCAACCACUUCCGCCGCUGGCCCGGCAAGCUUCGGGGCAGCAGAAUGGACAGGAGCGUUAUGAUGUGCGUUCGACUACAACAGCAGACGAAGACGAAGAGGAGUUCUACUCACCGAAAGGGUCUUUGGGUGGCCGGGAUAGUUCCAGUGCUACUGGGUCGGGUUCUCGAAGAGCGUUCGUGGCUAAUGCAGGUGAAAAUAUUGGCGGACGAAGCAGUGACUCGGGUUCCACUUCGUUUUCUUCUACCUCAGGUUCGCCGGACCGGUCACAUUCCGCCAGUCUCUCGCCGCCGGUUAGCUUAAGCCCCAAAAGGUCGCAAUCAAAGUCACCGGAGACUACGGUGGCACAGAUAAACCAGGUUGAAUCACCGGCGUUAUCUCCUGUUUACAAUAAUAAUCAGCAUGCGCAAUCUUCUCUGCCAUCGUCAUCUUCGACCCCAGAGAAUGCUUUUGCUCGUGAUGGCCAAUCUCCUUUGCUGUCUCCACUUUCGUUAUCACCAAAUAGAGCUUUGCAGAAGAGUUCUAAUAUGUCAUCUCCGAGAUUAUCUAAUGCAGUUUCAGAGGGAGUGGAGAAAAAUGUGGGUGCUUCUCCAAGAUUAUCUAAUGCUUCAUAUCAAAGUACGAAGUCUGUGUCGUCAUCUUCAGCUUUUUCUCUGCCAUCGUCGCCGGAGAAAGCAUGGGAGCGAAGCUUUGAUCAGUCUCCAAGAAUUUCCAGCUUCUCCGAUCGGUAUAGGCAAUCUCCUCUGUCUCUGUCAUCACGGCCAUUAUCUCCAACCUUGCUUUCAUCACCGGAAACGGAAUUGUGCAAAAUUCCAGUGCAAGAUUUCACCCCACAGCGUAAACGAUGGGAGAUUCCGAUUCUCUCGACAGCCGUUGCUCAGCCACCUCCGGUUUCAGCUCCGCCCCCACCUCCGCCACCUCCACCGCCAGAACAUCAUCGGAAACAAUGGGAAAUUCCAUCCCUUUCAACAGCCACUGAUCAGUCCGUUUCUAGGCCACCUGAGCUAAUACCUCCUUCGAGACCUUUUGUGUUGCAAAACGCAUCAAUGAAGGUUUCACCUGUUGAGUUGCCAUCAAGUUCUCAAAAUUCAGGGGAAGUCGAUGAAGCCCAGAAACCGAAGUUGAAGCCACUGCAUUGGGAUAAAGUGCGAGCAAGCUCUGGUCGCGAAAUGGUGUGGGAUCACUUGAGGACAAGUUCUUUUAAAUUGAAUGAGGAAAUGAUUGAAACUUUGUUUGUGAAUGCGCCUAAGAAUUGUACUCCACGCCCAGGUCUUUGCCAGCAAAGUGAGGAGGACAGAAUACUUGAUCCUAAAAAGUCACAAAAUAUUUCGAUUUUACUACGAGCACUUAAUGUAACUAUAGAAGAAGUUUGUGAAGCUCUUUUAGAAGGUACUGCUGAUACACUUGGAUCAGAACUACUUGAAAGCUUGUUAAAGAUGGCACCGAGCAAGGAAGAGGAGCGGAAAUUGAGGGAAUACAAAGAUGACUCGCUGACCAAGCUUGGUCCUGCUGAGAAAUUUCUGAAGGCUGUGCUUGAUAUACCUUUUGCAUUUAAAAGGGUGGAAGCAAUGCUUUACAUUGCUAACUUUGAAUCUGAGGUGGAAUAUCUCAGGAAAUCUUUUGGAGUUCUGGAGGCUGCAUGUGAAGAGCUGAAAAACAGUAGGAUGUUCUUGAAACUUUUAGAGGCUGUGCUUAAAACCGGGAAUCGUAUGAAUGUGGGGACGAACCGAGGUGAUGCACUUGCCUUCAAGCUUGAUACACUUCUCAAGCUUGUUGAUGUCAAAGGUGCAGAUGGAAAAACCAGCCUCCUGCAUUUUGUUGUCCAGGAAAUUAUAAGAAUUGAAGGCGCUCGAAUCUCAGGUACCAAUCAAACUCCUAACCCUAGCCCCAUUGAAGAUGCCAAGUGCAGGAAACUUGGACUGCAAGUAGUAUCCAGUUUGAGUUCAGAGCUGGCAAAUGUAAAGAAGGCUGCUGCCAUGGAUUCUGAUGUUCUCAUCGGUGAAGUCUCAAAGCUUUCUCAAGGGCUAAAGAAUGUCAAUGGCGUUUUGCAACUAACCGAAACUGCCAAGUUGGAUGAUGAAAGCAGCCAGAAAUUUUCAGAGUCCAUGAACAAAUUCAUGAGAAUGGCUGCAGAGGAGAUUCUGAAAGUUGAAGGUCAGGAAAGAGUUGCUCUGUCCCUUGUGAAGGAACUCACAGAGUACUUCCAUGGAGACUCAGCGAAGGAAGAAGCUCAUCCUUUCAGAAUCUUCAUGGUGGUAAGAGACUUUCUUACUGUUCUCGACCGGGUCUGCAAAGAAGUCAGCAUGAUCAACGAGCGAACCAUGGUUAGUUCUGGGCAUAAAUUUCCAGUUCCUGUAAACCCUACGCUUCCUCCUGGCUUGCAUGGGAAGGAGACAAUGCAAAUAUGCAGUAGUUCUUCAGAUGAGGACAAUUCAUCUCCAUAGCUCUGUACCAUCUUGCUUGCAUCUUCUGUUAGAAACAAUCUGACACAAGGUGAUUGUGACUAGUUGAAGUGUGCAUGUAAAAUAUUUUUGUAAAAAUUAAUGUAAAAGAUUGAAGCUGUAUGUUAUAUGUUAUUGAUAAUAUAUAAAGUAGAAGAUUUUCUUUGGGAAGAACUA